Messenger RNA from Lotus japonicus, 1236 nucleotides. RefSeq lists its product as uncharacterized. The transcript has 2 exons. The coding region runs from base 1 to 1236 and encodes 411 amino acids. Lineage: Eukaryota; Viridiplantae; Streptophyta; Magnoliopsida; Fabales; Fabaceae. The record is from RefSeq and is a predicted model, not a curated record.
AUGGAACAUGUCGAGAAGGCCGACUCUACAGAUGGAAGGGUUUUUCCCAAUUUGGUUGUGGGUGUAGCAACAAGACAAUCUGAAGAACUUCAAGUACUCUGUGAAAUACGAGUUGAUUUCCAGAAUUUGGCAGAAAAUGGAUUAGAUCUUCUCCCCGCUGUGAAAGCUCAAGGCUGUGAAAGGUAUUUCAACAGGCUCUCUGCACCCAUUUAUGACAAGCUUGUGAAGGAGUUUUCGAAACAUGCAGACUGUGAUGAUUAUCAAGUUGUUUCACAUGUGCUGGGCAAGAAAAUCAUCAUCUCUAAAAGAUCUAUUGCUUUACUUCUGGGCGGUGAAACUAUCAAAGGCUCUAGAUUUCAGACUAAUGACUCCAAGUCAAAGAAAUUCAAGGAAAACUUAAACUCAGUGUUGUAUGUCAGCUGGAGAUCUACGAAAUCUGAUUACAAGAAAAAAGAUCUUCAUCCUGACUUAAGAAUCUUACACAAGAUCAUGCUCAAUUGCCUCAAUACCAGACCCUCUGGAAGCUCUCCUGAUUACAUCAACUUUACUACAAAAGUGAUGAUGUUCUUCAUCAAGACAAAGCAGAAGAUUUGCCUCCCUUACUUCCUAUUUACUUAUCUGAAAGAUUGCAUAAAGAAGUCAAGGACAACUGCUUCUGAAAGCAAGAGCACAAUCAAGUACAUUCCUUUUGGCAGGCUUCUGUCUGAUAUCUUCGUUGAGAGCAACUUGGUCAAGGAUUUAAUCAAAGCAGGGUGCACUGAAGAUUUAACUACUCUCACUGGAGAUGCUUUGACUUCUAAGACUCUGAAAAGGAUGGGACUCAUAGACAAUAAGGUUGCAGCUGCCUUUGUCUCUAAACCGGCAGAAAUUGUGAAAAGAAGAAUUCGCAUUGAUGAUUUCCCUCUCUGGUCCAAGGCUGAUGAUCCAGAGGCAAUCUUGCAUUACAUCAAUCAUCUAAAGAGUCAUGGUCUGGAUAUUGAUGUUGAUGAAUUCUUCAGGAAUCUCCCAAAUGCUCCUGAUUAUGAUGCUCCCAAGAGGAUGGCAAAGAGAAAGAAUGAGGAUGCUACGGAUGCCAAGGAUGACUCUGAGGAUGGUAACGAUGAUGAGCCACCACCUCAGAAGAAGAAAAGAAGAAGGUUAGAAUCGCAACCAAGGUUAUCCAGCAGGAAACCCAACAAGCAUCGAGGCCUACCAGAGUUACAAGGUCCUCUGUCAAGAACUCAAGUAAGUUUGUAG